Saprolegnia diclina VS20 is the source of this 948-nucleotide messenger RNA. RefSeq lists its product as hypothetical. Gene Ontology annotation, biological process: protein deubiquitination; ubiquitin-dependent protein catabolic process. Bases 1 to 948 code for a protein of 315 amino acids. Gene Ontology annotation, cellular component: cytoplasm. Gene Ontology annotation, molecular function: cysteine-type deubiquitinase activity. The transcript is spliced from 3 exons. The record is from RefSeq and is a predicted model, not a curated record. Lineage: Eukaryota; Oomycota; Saprolegniomycetes; Saprolegniales; Saprolegniaceae.
AUGAGUUGGUGCACGAUCGAGUCGGACCCAGGCGUCUUUACCUCGCUCAUCGAAGACAUUGGCGUCAAGGGUGUCCAGGUCGAGGAGCUCUACUCGCUCGACCAGAGCGAGUUCCAGCAGCUCGCGCCGGUCUUUGGCCUCAUUUUUCUCUUCAAGUGGGAGCCCAACCACCGCGCCGAGUCGGCGCCAUCGGUCGGCCACGUGCAUCCCGACCUCUUCUUUGCCAAGCAGGUCAUUAGCAACGCGUGCGCGACGCAAGCGAUUCUCUCCAUCUUGCUCAACCUCGAAGCGUCGUCCAACGUGGACAUGGGCGAUACGCUCAAGGAGUUUAAAGGCUUUACGAGCGACUUUCCGUCGGACCUCAAGGGCUUGGCCAUCUCCAACAGCGACACGAUCCGCACGGUGCACAACUCGUUUGCACGCGCCGAGCCGUUUGUCAUGGACGACGAGAAGCCGUCGGCCAAGGACUCGGACGAGGUCUACCACUUUGUCGCGUACGUCCCGUUCCAAGGCCAAGUGUAUGAGCUCGAUGGCCUCGCGCCGGGGCCCGUGAGCUUGGGGCCGAUCGCGACGGGCGGUCUUCCCGGUCUCUCGUGGCUCGAUGUCGCGACGCCCGUGAUCCAGCGCCGCAUCGAAAAGUACGCGUCGUCCGAGAUUCGCUUCAACCUCCUCGCGCUUGUCCGCAACCGCCUGCAAGUCGCCCAGCACCACAUUGCGGAGCUUCUCGAGCAAGACCAGACGCCCCAUGUGGCGGCGCAGCUGCAGUCGUGGCAGCAGUGCAUCGUGGGCGAGGAGCAGAAGCGCGCCAACUGGAAGCACGAGAACGCGCGCCGCAAGCACAACUACAUCCCGUUCGUGAUCAAGCUGCUUCAGAUCCUCGCGCAAAAGGGCGAGCUCGACCCGUUGAUCAAGGCGCAGCUCGAAAAGGCAGCGCAGCAGACGCAAUGA